AUGACUCCAAACACCGCUCAGAGCACUCCCGGUAGCUCACAGAACAUAAAUCAACUUCCCAAUAAGAAGCGCUUGCGUGACAUCGACGAAGACGAUAACGAAAAGACCCACCGAAAAACCAAGAAACACAAAUCGUCCCGAAAAUAUAAGAAACACCGAACUUCCUCAGGUCGCAAAUCGUCCCGCAAAACUGUCAAGCCUAUCCCGGAGGAGAUACCAGAAACACCCCCUAAGCAGUCGCCAGUGCUUUCCGGGUUCACCCCGAUCAACAAGAGCCGAAAACAAAACCCUGUACCUCCACCAAUCCGGACUGAAACCCGGACUCCGCCAAAUACUAACAUAGCUCCAUCGGACACUGAAGGGAUCUUCCCGAGUAACUGGGGAGCAACCCUAACUGAUUCCGACUCCUUUCACGACUUUAGUUCCGAACCCUCUGAACCAUACAUAAGUGACGAUCAAGACCCAGCAACAGGUCCAGCAACAGGCCCACUAGCAGCAGUCUCCACUGCUUCCUCAGCACGCAGCAGUGCUUCACCAGAGGCCCUUGUACGGACGACCGUACUUAGGGUUAGUGCUACCCCACCAGCACCCGCUAGUGCUCCACAAAAGAACGUUGCCCGGAAGACUAUAGUCCCAAGUCAAGUUCUCACUUGGUCCAAGUCUAGUGCAGUCCGCUCAACAGGCCCAGCAGCAACAGGCCCAGCAACAGGCCGCUCAACAGGCCCAGCAGGCUCUACUACUCCCUCACCAGCACCCGUCAGUGCUCCACCGAAGGUUCUUGCACCGGAGACCCCUACAUUCAAGCCCCGACGCCCCUCUCGGUUAUUUUCUAGUGCAAGCCCGUCCGAACUAAUAGACCACCCCUCACCAGUACGACAGAGACGAAUUAGACCCGAGCCAUCGCCGAUUGUCCAAGAGACAUCCCCGAGUGUUCAAGAGACAUCCCCGAGUAUUCAAGAGACAUCCCCGAGCUCGACCGCAUUCAAGAUGACUCAAGCAAGCAAAGCGAAGAUGACUUUAGGUCUACUCAACCUACCUAGAGUGUACACCAGCAUCCGCAACAGCCUAAAGGCGGAGAUGCAAAAUGUGGGUUGGGUCAAUAAAAGCACGUCCGGUAUGGCUGCGUUCAAUGCCCUAUGCCUUUACUUGAUGAACUUGCCCUCCCUCAACGGUUUUCUGCCAAUUUGGACUGGGGGUGACUCCGAUGCCCGUAGAGCACUGGCGAGUGCUCUACAGUGGCUCAUCGCAGAUGUUGGUAUGAAGGAUAGAUUAUCAAGGGGACAGGGAGACCGUCAGUUCAAAGAGGCUGCCGGUGAUAGUGAUGAUGAUGAUGACGGUGGUGGUCAGGCAGCCGGAAGACGCUCUCGCAAAGGGAAAGAGCGUGCAGUACCUCCGGAACUCGUGCGACCUUCCAUAAUGGUUACCGUGGUGGACCCCGAUGCUCUAGGGGCAUUCUUUAUGCUCGUCCCACCACCUACUUAUGACUGGAAUGAUCCCCUGAACGAACCUUCGUUCAUCGGAAUUUUGACCAAGAUAACUUUCCCCGAGCUAUGCAACUUGAUCCUGAAGCACACCGCACCCGGCAGAGCAGUCAGGACUAUGUGGGGGGCAAUUGAGAAUGUCCCCCCGGCAGCUGUUCCUCCCGUUCGGCCGGUGGAGGUACAAAUUACCGAUUCAGAGGAGCUCGAAGGUUGGUUGAAGAACAGCAAUACCAGGCCUCGGAGGAUAUUGGCGGUCCUCCACAGAGCAGGCGCGGGUGCUAACCUGGGUGGUGCGGAAUCCCCCCCGUUGAACCCAGCUUUCCCUCACGUUGAGCGUCGCGAUAGACAGCAGGAUGCUAUCGACGAUUUAGACCCCAAAUACCUUAGGAAGUAUCCUUUGGGUGUCGGGGUUGCUGACCCAAACUUCUUACAGGGGACGAUAUGGACACCUGCCGGGAUAGCAGCCAAGAGAGCUGCUGACGCACUCGCGGCUGCUGGUGCUGGAGGUGGUGGUGGUGGUGGUGGAGGUGGUGGUGGAGGUGGUGGUGGUGGAGGUGGUGGUGGUGGUGGUGGUGGUGGUGGUGGUGGUCUAGGACCUCCACCGCCUCCGGGCGGACCUCCUCCUCCUCCGGGCGGCGGUGGUGGUGGAGGACCAGCUGGAGGCGGUGGUGGUGGUGGUGGUGGUGGGCCAGCCGGAGGCGGUGGUGAUGGUGGUGGUGGGCCAGCUGGAGGCGGUGGUCAUGGUGGUGGUGGGCCAGCUGGGGGCGGUGGUGAUGGUGGUGGUGGUGAUGGUGGUGAUGGUGGUGGGCAUCAUUAG
Molecule: messenger RNA, 2298 nt
Organism: Morchella importuna
Lineage: Eukaryota; Fungi; Ascomycota; Pezizomycetes; Pezizales; Morchellaceae
Exons: 3
Coding region: 1-2298 (765 amino acids)
Source: RefSeq, a predicted model, not a curated record